This is a messenger RNA of Clarias gariepinus (North African catfish), 1029 nucleotides long. Its product is annotated as extracellular calcium-sensing receptor-like. The record is from RefSeq and is a predicted model, not a curated record. Gene Ontology annotation, biological process: G protein-coupled receptor signaling pathway. Bases 1 to 1029 code for a protein of 342 amino acids. Gene Ontology annotation, cellular component: membrane. NCBI's taxonomy places the organism in Eukaryota, Metazoa, Chordata, Actinopteri, Siluriformes, Clariidae. The transcript has 3 exons. Gene Ontology annotation, molecular function: G protein-coupled receptor activity.
AUGGUAAAGCACUUUGGCUGGACCUGGGUGCCUAUAUCUGUGUGCAGUGAGUCCUGUCCUCCUGGCACAAGAAGGGCUGUACAGAAAGGAAAGCCCAUCUGCUGUUUUGACUGCAUACAGUGUGCUGAUGGACAGAUCAGUAACAUGACAGAUUACUGGCCAAAUCUACACAGAGACAAAUGUGUACAAAAGGAAAUUGAAUAUCUAUCAUAUGAAGAAACUAUGGGAAUUUUGCUAUCAGCUGUUUCUAUUAUUGGUGCAUUUAUAACAAUGGUAAUAACUAUUAUUUUCUUUAGAUAUAAACAUACCCCAAUAGUCAAAGCCAACAACUCUGAACUAAGCUUCCUGCUGCUCUUCUCUCUGACUCUGUGCUUCCUCUGUUCACUUACUUUCAUUGGUCAGCCCUCUGAGUGGUCCUGUAUGCUGCGUCACACAGCGUUUGGGAUCACCUUUGUCCUUGGCAUCUCCUGUGUUCUGGGGAAAACAGUAGUGGUGUUAAUGGCCUUCAGGGCUACACUUCCAGGGAAUAAUGUCAUGAAAUGGUUUGGACCUUCACAACAAAGGCUUAGUGUUAUUGUCCUAACUGUUAUACAAGUCCUUAUUUGUGUGCUUUGGCUAACGAUAUCCCCCCCUUCCCCCUUUAAAAAUUUAACCCUAUACAAGGAAAAGAUAAUUUUGGAAUGUCAUUUGGGAGCAAACAUUGGUUUCUGGGCUGUGCUGGGUUACAUUGGAAUUUUAGCAUUUUUAUGUUUUGUUUUGGCUUUCCUGGCAAGAAAAUUGCCUGAUAACUUUAACGAAGCUAAAUUCAUCACAUUUAGCAUGCUUAUAUUCUGUGCAGUUUGGAUCACUUUUAUUCCAGCUUAUGUUAGUUCUCCUGGAAAGUUAACUGUAGCUGUAGAAAUAUUUGCCAUUUUAGCAUCAAGCUUUGGUUUGCUAUCUUGCAUAUUUUUUCCUAAGUGUUACAUAAUCAUAUUGAAGCCAGAGAGGAACACAAAAAAGCUAAUUAUGGUAAAAGUCCCUGGUAAGUGA